AUGGCCGAUCAAUUGCCUCACUCGAUCGAGAAGCGAUCAUCGGCAGAGUUAGAGAGGCCUACAACAUCAGGCUCGACCUCCACGAGCUCGAGCAGCUCUUUCGAAUAUGACCCGCAGGUGCACAGGCUGCAGUCGCGCAAUACAGAGCUCGACUUGGAACGCCACCGGACUGGAGUUUCGCGCGCACUGAGCAGGACUGAGACUCAGCGCACUCAGCAUGCGCUCACUGUUGGUGAGAGUCUUAAAUCGCGACAGUCAACGACUCCACUCCCUGCUUUUGGUGCGGGUAAGCCGUACCCGCCACCUCUUCCCGCGCGUGAAGAGUACGUGGUGGAAUUCGAUGGGCCCGAUGACCCUUUAUAUCCCUUGAACUGGCCAGUGAAGAGAAAGUCCUACAUCAGUGCUAUGCUCGCCUUCACCAGUAUCUGCUCUACAUUUGACUCCGCUAUUUUCAGCUCUUCUACCAAAAGCGUCUCCAAACAAUUUGAUGUCGGCAUCGUAGUUGCCACUCUCUCGAGCUCCCUAUAUAUCGUGGGCUAUGCCUCGGGGCCGUUGAUUUGGGCUCCUCUAUCCGAGCUCAAAGGCCGUCGCCUUCCUAUCAUUAUCGGUAUGCUUGGCUUUGGCAUCUUCAACACCGCAGUUGCAGUCGCAAAGGAUGUUCAAACCAUCAUGAUCUGUCGCUUCUUCGCCGGCAUCUUUGGUAGUAGUCCUUUGGCCGUUGUCGCCGCCGUUUUCUCGGAUAUCUGGAAUAACCGUCAGCGUGGUGUUGCUAUUGCUAUGUUCUCCAGUACUGUCUUCCUCGGGCCGCUGGUCGCGAACUUCAUUGGAGGAUUUAUCAAUAUGUCCUACCUCGGCUGGCGGUGGACCGCCUAUAUCCCCGCGUUCAUGGGGUACGCCGCCUUCGUUAUGAACCUCUUUUUCUUGGAGGAAUCAUACCCACCUGUUGUUCUCGUGGAGAAGGCUUCAGAAUUGCGUCGCCGAACCAAGAAUUGGGGAAUUCACGCAAAACAAGAAGAAAUCGAAGUUGACCUUCGAGAGCUGAUUGUGAACAACUUCUCCCGCCCGCUUCGACUGCUAUUCAACGAGCCAUUGAUUCUUGCCGUUACCAUCUACCUCAGUUUCAUUUAUGGCCUGCUCUACUGUUUCUUGACAGCCUACACCCUCGUUUUCCAGGGUGUGUACGGUAUGAACCCUGGUGUUGCAGGUCUGCCCCUAUUCGGAAUGGUGGUAGGCUUGUUCAUCGCUGCCUCCUACGUUAUUUGGGCCAGCAGAGGGUACAAUAGGAGACUUGACGCGAACGGGGGUGUCCCGAUCCCCGAAUGGCGUCUUCCGCCUGUAAUUAUCGGCGGAGCUCUCUUCGCUGCUGGACUUUUCUGGUUCGGCUGGACCGGUUUCAGUGGUACUAUCCACUGGAUCGUUCCUACUUUGAGUGGUCUGUUCACUGGAUUUGGUCUCUUGAUCAUUUUCAUUCAAUUGUUCAAUUAUCUGAUUGAUACAUAUCUCAUGUUUGCCGCAUCUGCCAUCGCAGCAAACACCUUCUGCCGUUCCAUGGUAGCAGCCGCUUUCCCGCUCUUCUCUCGCCAAAUGUUUGAAGGCAUGGGCAUCCAGUACGCAUCUACCCUCCUUGGAUGUGUUGCAGCCGUUCUCGUUCCUAUCCCCGUCGGCUUCUACUUCUUCGGCAAGAGGCUGAGAAUGAAGAGCAAGUUCGCGCCGUUUUAUGAGGCUGUGCAGGAAUCACAUGCCGCUGAGGAUGAGAGCGACGCUAUCGCUGAAGAAACUGUUCAGCGUUGA
Molecule: messenger RNA, 1791 nt
Organism: Penicillium canescens
Lineage: Eukaryota; Fungi; Ascomycota; Eurotiomycetes; Eurotiales; Aspergillaceae
Product: MFS transporter
Exons: 3
Coding region: 1-1791 (596 amino acids)
Biological process (GO): transmembrane transport
Molecular function (GO): transmembrane transporter activity
Source: RefSeq, a predicted model, not a curated record